AUGAAGGACAUCUUUGUGACGUAUACACGCGGCGACAACAUCAACAGACCGUCUGUGUUUAAACUAAACGUUGAAGGCAAUGUAUGGGACGAGAAGAGAGACCUUGGUGGGUUGGCUUUGUUUACAAGCUACCCUGGCUCUUUUGCAAGAGCUUGUUCCUCGGCGGAGCAUAGGAACAAAAUGUAUACAUCGUGCAUUGAUGAUUGUUGGCUCGGGCUCUAUGACAUGUACUACUCCCUCAGCGAUGAGGAAAGCUCUCGUCUCCCUUCAAGGGCCUCUUUGUCUCCCCGCGUUGCUUGGGUGGAUCCACCUCACAAGUCACAACCACCUUAA
Microthlaspi erraticum is the source of this 333-nucleotide messenger RNA. NCBI's taxonomy places the organism in Eukaryota, Viridiplantae, Streptophyta, Magnoliopsida, Brassicales, Brassicaceae. The record is from the annotation of a GenBank genome assembly.